AUGCCGAAUACAACCCGGAACAGCUCAGGCACCGAUCACGAUGAUGGCAGAAGGAACCCAGAAACUCCCAUUCCGCUCGAAUCACAAGAUUCAACCCUUCCAAGCUUAGGGAUGGAGCGUAAGAAACGUGCGCGAACUGGAUGUGUCAACUGCAGUCGUCGGCGGCGAAAAUGCGACGAGGUUAAGCCUACUUGCACGGGGUGCAGGACCAGAGGUGACGACUGCCAAUGGCGAAAGUUCGGAUCCUUUCGCGAGUCCAAUAUCAAGGUGCUAGAAUCAGAUCACCCUUCGAUGAGUCGAGGCGUGGCAGCAAGUAAAACCAAGUUUCGGACUAGAUUCCGGAUCUUGAAUGCCCCCCCGAAAGUCUCAGGCUCAAAAGCCACACCCAACAGACACGCUCAUGUGUUUUCCAAGCAAGGACCUGUACAUGAGCCGCCUCUGCUCCCUACUUCAAGUACCAGUGCUGAGCCCUUGCCUGUGGCUACGACGGAAAAUGUCUCGGACUCCACUCCUCCCUUGCUUACCAAUGAGAUCCCUAGUCCUAAUCCGAGUCAAAGUCUAUCACCUUCCCACUCCAAUGAUACAUCGUCACAUCUACCCCAAAAGGACAGCCAAAACAGACCCACUGGGUAUAUUGGGAAUGAGAUUCAUGGCCAUGAUUUGGGACUUCAGGCAGCGUCUCUUCAAUAUAGCCAUCCGCCAGCUACACAAUGCGACUACAAUACCCUUCCCGGGUCUAGAGAUGACUCGUCGAAUCCCUAUAAUUCCAGCCCUGAGUAUGUGAUCGACGAUUUGAGUUGGCUAGAGGGUUUAGCCAGUACCCAGUUCCAUUCAUCUGUGAAUAGCUCUUACCAGCAUAUACCAUCGCCAUUGUUCGACCACAAUGUUUUUUCCGACCCAGCGGAUUUUACCAACGACGUCUUUUUGCCGGGAUCUGCUUAUGAGGCGCUUCAUAAGACUCUACGGAAUCGCCAACUGUGGACCGCCCAGUUGGAUGUACCGAGUCGUCGCAGCUCGCAAGGCUCCGUUUCUUUAGUGCAUACUGGGUUGUUUUCAAAGACCGAGAGGCAACCCCGAGGCUUGGAAUAUAGCAAACCGUUUGAAUUAUCACCCGAAAGGGAACACACCUUGUGGGAAAAUUAUCUUAAUGAAAUUUGCUCCUGGCUCGACAUGUUUGACAAUCAACGCCAUUUUGCUUCCACCUUCCCUCAGAUGGCAAAGUCUUCAAUUUAUCUUCGCUACUCAAUGUUGGCAUUAUCAGCGCGACAACUCGAAAGGCAGCAAAAUCGGAAAUCACAGUCGGAGAGCCUGUCUCUGUAUCAAGAAGCUAUCCACCUCCUUCUACCUGAGUUGGGAAAUAAAACCACUCCUGUAAUAGCCUCUUGUGUUAUAUUGUGUGUCUUAGAAAUGUUGAGUUGCAAUCCCAAAGAAUGGCGUCGCCAUUUAGACGGCUGUGCGUACCUUAUUCAGGCAGCCGGUAUCAACGGCUUUUCUGGAAAAGAAGAACAAGCACUUUUCUGGUGCUUUGCUCGGAUGGAUAUCUGCGGCGGUCUCAUAUCUGAAGAGGAAACGAUCAUACCUCUCCACAAUUGGCGACCAAUUAAUAUGAGUUACAAGGAAGCUGCGGAGACAUUUAUAUCUUCAGCCAAGGCCAAUUUCGAUACGUAUGCUAACUAUACAGUAUAUCUCAUGGCGCGAACGUUGAGCGUUCUUUUUGGCUGUGCCUCGAAAGUUUCUAACCCUUGCACAUCAUGCCAGUCCGUGUCCAGCGAUGGGGUUGACUCAUAUGUUCAGCGCUGGACGGAUUCGUUCGAUCGUGUAGAAGAGUGGUAUGAUAAUCGACCCUCUCAGAUGAAAUCUAUAUUCAACGUUACUGCUUCCAAACGUGAAGGAUUGGAUCAGGCUUUUCCGAUCGCGUUGUAUGGGAACGGGGCUGCCAGUAAGAGAUCGGUUCUUUGGCAUGCUCGACAAAUAUGUGCAAUAUCCGCAUCUAAUGCUCAUCAUGGCUGCUGGACCAAUGCACUUCAGCCUUUGUGGAUAGCUGGAAAGGCUAUGUCUCACCAUUCUGAGCACACUGCCAUUGUUCAAAUCUUGGUUAGAAUUGAACGCGAGACUGGCUGGGCAACGUCUUGGCGCGUUGAAGACUUGAAAGAAGUUUGGGGAGAAUAUGAUGAGCAAGACUGCGAUGUUGACAUGGAUUAA
Messenger RNA from Penicillium crustosum, 2202 nucleotides. RefSeq names its product Zn(II)2Cys6 transcription factor. Gene Ontology annotation, molecular function: zinc ion binding; DNA-binding transcription factor activity, RNA polymerase II-specific. The transcript is spliced from 6 exons. NCBI's taxonomy places the organism in Eukaryota, Fungi, Ascomycota, Eurotiomycetes, Eurotiales, Aspergillaceae. The record is from RefSeq and is a predicted model, not a curated record. Bases 1 to 2202 code for a protein of 733 amino acids. Gene Ontology annotation, biological process: regulation of DNA-templated transcription.